This is a messenger RNA of Umbelopsis ramanniana AG, 1833 nucleotides long. RefSeq lists its product as uncharacterized. Bases 74 to 1747 code for a protein of 557 amino acids. The transcript is spliced from 6 exons. The record is from RefSeq and is a predicted model, not a curated record. Gene Ontology annotation, molecular function: protein binding. Lineage: Eukaryota; Fungi; Mucoromycota; Umbelopsidomycetes; Umbelopsidales; Umbelopsidaceae.
CAACCGUGACCCAUUCCUUUCUUUCAACACCUUCCCAUCCUUUCCCCUUAUCCGCACAUAGACUGUUGACGACAUGCUAUGCCAAACAUACAGGCCGGUACUGUUUUUGGCACUGUCGGUCAUUGUUCGCCUUGCCGAAACUUCAUUGGCGCCGAGCCCGCGAUGGGGUCAAGCCGCCGCUAUAGUGAAUAACAGAUUUUGCUUUCACGGUGGCAAAACUGGGGCUAUUGGCGUAAAUGAAACAACUGCUAAAAACACCAACGAUUUACUGCUUUUGAACUCAAUUCACAGUAUAUCUACACAGUCAGCUCCAUGGGCUUUAGGGUCGCUUGACGGACCGACCACGUCUUAUCAAAGUGCGGUUCCUGGAGGGCAAGACAACGUAUACUUGAUUGUAUAUGGUGGACAGCCCGCGAAUGGCGCGCUUAACAACACGUCAAAUUCUACAUUAUACUAUUACAACACGCUCACAGACUCUUGGUUCCAGCCUAAAGUUGAUAGCCCUUCACGUAGAAUAGAGCACACUAUGACAACCAACACAGACAGCGGAUCUGCAUAUCUGUUUGGAGGAUAUCCCCUCACAAAUGACCUUUGGUCUUUAGACACCAUAGCUAUGCAAUGGCAACAACUUCCUAACCAAACAUUCACUCCUUCUCCUCGCUACCACCACACUACCACACUACUGGCGGACGGUCGCAUGGUCGUAGUAGGUGGAUUUGACGGCAAUAAUACCGUUAAUAUGACGGAUAUCUAUACAUUUGACACCAACUCAUUACAAUGGUCAUAUACCAAAGCGACCGGUAGUAUACCAGCGUCACGUCGAGAUCAUGCUGCGACAGCUUUACCUGACGGUAACAGCCUCCUCAUACACGGAGGCACCAACAAGCAGUACACGUCCUUCAUGUCUGAUAUUGCCAUCUUGAAUUGUACGACCUUUGAUUCGUGUAUAUGGCAAACGCCUCCCAACCCUAGUCCACCCGCUGGUCGCUAUGCUCAUACGGCUACACUCAUAGAUAAUUUUAUAAUCAUUGCCUUUGGUUUUACCGCCAAAGAAACCGGCGAUUCGAAUAUUUAUAUUUACGAUCUCAAAAAGUUUGCUUGGGUUAAGAGUUAUCAACCUGUCACGUCGGUGGCACCGGGUCCUACUAGUCCGAGCCCCGUAGACACGACAACUUCCAGUACCUCUUCUACAGCAAGCGCAACAACUGUCUCUGAUAUAUCAUCACCACCUCCAUCAUCGCCUUCACCAGGUACAACAGCUGGCGUCACCAUCGGAAGUAUCGCUGGAGUAGCUGCUGUUGGAGCAUUGAUAGUCGUAUUCUACAGACGACGCAAAGAUAGACGAAAUAGUAGUAAUCCUCCCAGCCAUUUCAACCGACACAAUCCCUCACCUGCGCCAUCUGACAUUUCAGACAACGAUACCACCCCACCACAAAACCGCUUCUCCAUGAUAUUUUCAGGACGAGAUUCAACGAAUACGCAACGCUACAGCUGGCAUCCAAACCAAUAUACACGCCCACCAACCAUGGUCAGCAGCUAUGCCCGACACAAUCGAGCGUCCUUGCUGUCCCAUCCAGGUACAAUGUACAACAAUCAAAGAUAUAGCGUCAACAACAUAAGUAACAUCUUCGAAGCCCCUGAAGAUUUCCGUGGAGUCGAUGUAGGCAAUAGUUACUUUAUGCCACGUAAAGAGCUCUUUGUUGUAAAUGCUGAUUCUGAUAGUAAACGGUCCGUAACGCCGUAUUAAUGAUUAUUAAAAUACUGAAAACCUAGUAUUAUAUGAUCUUGCUGUAUGGAGUUUGCGUCAGCGACGAGAUCUGAAAGUGUAAACAA